UGGUUCAACCACUCCCGCUAGCUUAAAUUGCUCAUGUCACUCGCUACCUGAUCACUUGGAUCCAUAUCCAUCCAUCCAUCCAUAUAUAACUCUGCACUCGCCGUCCACUCCACUGGCACGGCCACACGUACACACACACACACACUCACUCGGCUCGGGGAACCUGCCCUGACUUGCGGCCAGCGAUCGGCCGAUAUCGAUGCCGCCACCGGCGCCAUCCCAUGAGGACGAGCAGGAGCAGCCGUCGUCCUGGCGGGUCUCCGGCUCCGGGCGCGAGCGCGAGCAGUACGCGUUGCGGCGGUCGCAGUUCGUGCGGAGCUACCGGCUCAUCUCCCCCGCCACGCUUGGCCGUGGGGAUGUCGGAGAGGGAAUGAUGCGCGUGUGGGUGCGGAAGGCCCGCGUGGCCGGGAGGGGAGCGGAGGCCCGGGCGCGCGGCGCGGUGGCGUGGUGGCUGGGCAGGGCGUCCACGGGCCUGCUCGGCUGCUUCGGCGCAUCCUCCGCCGCCGCCCGCAAGUACUACUACCUCCAGCACGGCUUCCCGUAGUCACAUAUUCGUGCUCCGUUCGUGCGUGAGAGCUUUAGCGCUACCUCUACAGAAUGUGUCGCUCUCCACUACAUGCCUACAUGGCUACAUGUACGCUGUCGUAUGUAAGCUAGUUGGUGUACCAAAUGAACGACCGGCCGAGACCGAGAGCUACCUAGCUUGGCAUGCCAUGAAUGUAGUGUACCGUACUGGCUAGCUAUACUAAUCAGGACUUGUACUAUCAUUGUCCAUUAUUUCCUAUUCCGUAUGCAUGCUCCAUCUGUGAAAGCACCGUCGAUUUGGUACUC
Brachypodium distachyon (stiff brome) is the source of this 831-nucleotide messenger RNA. RefSeq lists its product as uncharacterized. Lineage: Eukaryota; Viridiplantae; Streptophyta; Magnoliopsida; Poales; Poaceae. The transcript has a single exon. The coding region runs from base 200 to 544 and encodes 114 amino acids. The record is from RefSeq and is a predicted model, not a curated record.